CAACGAGCGAGGCGACAGGCGUCGUCACAGCAGAAGACGUGGCGAGAACCACCCAGCCGAGCGAAGCCCGCGAGCAGCGCCACCGCAAGCUCCAGACCACAUCUGAUAACACCGCAUGCAGGAUUGUGUACGCGAAGGGCGCGACCUACUGCCCCAGCCGCUGGAAGGGAAACAUGCUGGCCAUAGCCAAGUGCACUAACGAGCUUAAUACACAGCGUGCGGCGUGUGGUCUCCAGCUAUUG
Messenger RNA from Closterium sp. Naga37s-1, 242 nucleotides. The record is from the annotation of a GenBank genome assembly. Lineage: Eukaryota; Viridiplantae; Streptophyta; Zygnematophyceae; Desmidiales; Closteriaceae.